GGACGUGGCUGCCUUGUCAAGGGGCGAUGUCCAGUAGGAAGCGGAAGCGAUUUUGGAACGUGAAAUGCACAUCCUUCCCAGAUGAGACAUCCCUACAGCUGAAAAAGUCAAAUGUCAGGACAUCAGUGGCUGCUACUUCAGUUUCCAAUGCGUGGCUUAGGUGCGGGGAUGGUUUUCAGAGCACUUCAGUGCUGGAGUCCCCAAGACCUACUGAUAAGAAAUCCAGGAUUAAGAAGAAUCUUGAAGCACUGUUAUCAUCUGCUGAAUGUGCAGCAGGAUCUGCUGCUACUGAAAGCUCUAAGGAAGCUGAGGGCAUUACAUGGACCUCUAGUGGUAGUGAUCUUUCAGAUGAUGGAAAUAAAACAUUGGUUCCAAGGUUGCAGUCUGAAAAAAUUCGGGCUUCCAAAAUAGAGGAUUUGCCUAGCAGUCAAGAGGACAGAAGCAGUGAAGAUGACUUGGAGUUCAUUGACUGGGAGCAGGAUAGUGAUUCCACCGAUUCGUGUGGUGGGUCAGAAAAAAGCAAUAGCUCACUGGAGAUAUCAGACUCGGACUCCUGCACAAAUCUUAAUUCUUUGUCUGUCAAAGAGGAGAGUGAUGGGAAUGAUGUGCUUUGUAAGACAGCUUUGACAGAAAUUUCUGAGUAUUCAUCCGAUAAUGACAGUGUGGGAGAAGGAGGGACGGGGCUGGCGACCACUGCUCCAGGAUCCACUAAGAGCUUACAGUCGAGGGCAGGAGUGGACACCGAGGAUGUUACAGCACGGCCGGCCAGCGAGUGGCUGAGGUCUGCAGAGGCCCUUCUCAGCACCCCCGGGAAGCAGGCGGGCAAAGCCCCCCGAGCCCUCGCCGAGUCUGUGCAGAAGAGGAAGCUGCUGAGGGGUGGGCUAGCUGAGAGGUUAUGUCGACUGCAGAACAGAGAAAGAUCUGCCAUUAGCUUUUGGAGGCAUCAGCGUAUUUCAGAUGCUAAAAUCCCCUCAGAUAAAUCUGGUGUCUUAAUUGUGAAGAUAUUAGAAAUGUUUGAGGAAUGUACAAUACAGGUUGCCAUCUGCCAGCAGCUGGAACAGUCUCCUGCUACCGUUUCAUCCAAGGAUGCUGUCGUCAAUGAAAGAGAACCAAUACUCAAAGUCCUCUUUGCGAGAGAGACAGCAGCUCACCUGAAGAGCAGGCCACAGGAUGUCAUCCACAUCUACCCUCCGUGGCAAAAACUGAUUCUGAGAAAUGCAGAUGUUCCUGUUAUCAUGAAUACGUAUUUUAGUGAGAAGGUGCUACCCAGUGUACAUUCAGAAACAAGAGAGAAGACAUCUGGUCUUACAAAGAUGCUUAUUAGGAAGAAUAUUAUAUCUUUGACAGAGACAUUCAGGCUAGAUGACGCUGAUGAUGAGUUACACCAGCAAACUUCAGAUGAUCAGGUCGCUUGUGCUCUGCAAAUCCAUAACAACUGUGAUUCGAAAAAGCAUCCCUUAGCACAGAGUGCUGUUAAUGAUUCUUUGCUUGAAAUGGUGGAAAGCCAGGGAGCAGUGGGUUGGAGAGAAGCACAUGUACGAGUCGUUAUCCAAAGGGUGUACUGUUUGCCUGCAAGAGAAGGAUAUGGAAGCCACGUUCAAGGAAAUAAGCCUCUUUGUGCAACACCCAUCAUAAAUUCAGAUCCACCGACUGUUAGGUUGUGCCUCCUUGUCCAGGAUGCCUAUGGUAUGUUCAGUGAAGUACAGUUGCAGCCCCUGAAUUCUGCAGAUGAUGUUGAGCAGUAUUGCAGGAGAUGGGAAGGAAAAUUCUGCUGCUUAGCUGGAAUGAAAAUUUUGCAAAGAACUACAAGAGGAAGGGCAUUAGGACUUUUUAGUCUGAUAGAGAGUCUGUGGCCUCCAGUAGUGCCUAUAAAAGUUCCUGGACAAAGUCAAGACUCUGAAACGAUGACAACUAAUCUUGCUCCUCCCAGCUUCUGUUAUAUUCUUACUGUUCAGUCUGGUGAAGUACAUGUGGAAGUGGAUGAAGAGGAACAGAUUUCUAAUUUGUACCAGCCACCAGCUGUUCAUGGUUUAAAGGAAAUUCUUCGGAUGGACAGUCAUAAUAAACGUUGUAGCUUUUGGGCGCAAGUGCUAUACCUAAGGCUGCAGACAAAGCAGAGCGUUCCUAUAAAUCAAAGAGAAAUUUGUUUGUUUGUGACUGACUCCACGCUGCAAAAUGUGGUUCAUAUGAUUCCAAAAGUUGUUGCCGUGUCAGUCGCUGCCUCGUGUGUUCUCAGUGCAGAAAUCGCAGAAGCCCUCAGUGUUACCUCACAGCUCGUCUUCUUCAAGGAUGCACUGUGGGGAAAUGGUAGGAUUAUUUGUGUUGAACGUACUGUUCUCUUAUUACAAAAGCCUCUUUUGUACUCGGCUGCUGGUGCUGACCUCAGUGAGCUGACUGACCCUGUCAGACUCGAUGAGCUGGAUUCUACAACACAGGCCAACUCCAUUUGUGCUGUAAGAGGUACUGUUGUUGGAGUUAAUGAGAGCACUGCUUUCUCCUGGCCUACCUGUGACAGAUGUGGCAAUGGAAAGUUGGAACAGUGUCCCCAGGACAGAGGAUCGCUGUAUUGCAGCCAGUGCUCUGAAGUUGUCAUUUCACCAGUUUUGAAAAUGCAGCUGGAAGUCUUCUUGAGUUGUUCAUCCCGACCUCAAAGUACAGUAAAAGUGAAGCUGUUACAAAAGACAAUCUCUUCCCUCUUGAUGUCCUCUGCCAGUGAGGAUGGGAGUUAUGAGGUGCAGAGCGUGCUGGGAAAGGAGGUGGGGUUAUUGAACUGCUACGUCCGCUCCAUAACCAGCCACCCCAACUGCAUUGCACUGGAGGAAAUUGUCCUUCUGGAAGCAGCAGCAAGACACUGAGUUGAACUCUAGUCAGCUAUUAUAGUAUCUGUGGACUUUGUAAUAUGGUUAUCUGUUAACUAGUGCCACAGAUAAUGUAUAAAGCAAGCGAGAUAAGUAUUCAAAUAGUUUAUUAAAACUGUGAUUUCCAGAGCACAUUGUGCGAGUCCUGGAGAAAUACCUAUACAAAAGAAAUCUGUUCAACUUUCUGAACUCUGCUUUUUCGGAUCAGUUCAGCAUUAAAGAACACAGUUCUUUGGUGUGUUUGCUGUUGAUGUGUAUAAACCAACUCAUGUGGAAGUUUUGAAUGGUUGUGAAUAUUUUUUCUUUCAUAAUACUGUAUUUAUGUGUAGAGGGAAUAUAUUUUACUGAUAUUUUCGAAAUAAAUACCUUGCUAUAGGCAGUGAACAUUGGUCUAAGCUGAGUUUUAUCAGUGGAUUUCAGAUGUACUGCUGGCUGCACUAGUUCUGAGUUGUAACAUUUGUUAUCACCUUGCAAUAAAUGUUAUAAAGAUG
Melopsittacus undulatus (budgerigar) is the source of this 3349-nucleotide messenger RNA. RefSeq names its product scaffold protein involved in DNA repair (gene SPIDR). The transcript has 20 exons. Gene Ontology annotation, biological process: double-strand break repair via homologous recombination; regulation of establishment of protein localization to chromosome. Lineage: Eukaryota; Metazoa; Chordata; Aves; Psittaciformes; Psittaculidae. Bases 27 to 2855 code for a protein of 942 amino acids. The record is from RefSeq and is a predicted model, not a curated record. Gene Ontology annotation, cellular component: nucleoplasm; nuclear chromosome.